Messenger RNA from Colletotrichum siamense, 1173 nucleotides. RefSeq lists its product as uncharacterized. The transcript has a single exon. The record is from RefSeq and is a predicted model, not a curated record. Bases 1 to 1173 code for a protein of 390 amino acids. Lineage: Eukaryota; Fungi; Ascomycota; Sordariomycetes; Glomerellales; Glomerellaceae.
AUGAGCGGAACUUCAGCACGCAUACUUGACUCUACGGCUCUGGAAAGGUUCGAUCCGGGUGAGGAGCUGGUGUUGACGCCAUAUCCACUGUCCGACCCCUGCGGCAUCGGAUUUGAAGAUUGUGGCAGGGUGCCUUCCGACUUCGAACCCUCUCAAGCCGACGGCAAACUCAUCGAGACAGCCAACCCCGCCACGAGAGCUCGCCUCGUGAUCAAGAAGCGCCUUAGCGGCAAGUCGGCGAACGGCCAGAAGGUCCUCCUGUGCCGCGUGGAGCAGGCGCCGACGGCCUUCGAGAUUGAUAACGGACACGCGCAACACCUGUCGGAGGUCAAUCUCGUCAUAGUCAGGACUUUCACUCCGAAACCGCUCUAUCGAUGGGUGCGCGAUGGAUACCGAUCUCACGACAAUGCAUUUGGCGAGCUGCAUUCAGAGGCCGCAGUGUACCAGCAUCUGUACGAUAACAAUCUGACCGGCUAUCCUCACUUGGCGCCGCAGUACUAUGGCACCUGGGUGUUUGAGAAGGAACAAAAGGGCCAGAAUGCUUGCGCACGCGACAGGUAUACUGGUCUCAUCCUUAUGGAAUACAUUGACGGAGUGUCCAUCGAGCAACUUGGCACCCGGGACUGGGACCGUGAUAACUAUGGCCCCCUUCAACUCAGCACAUCCCCCAUCGCACUGCACAGAAACUCCGACAAGACACUCUUAAUGGACACCGAAAGCCGACUCCGCAUAUUCAAGACCUUGCUCGACGGCGUAGUCCGAAAAUUGCACGUUGGUAUCUAUGUCAAUAGGUUGAACCUCACCCCUAGCCACGUUUUACUUUCUUUCCGCAACAAUGGAAAAGAUCUUGAAGAACCGAGGGUAGUCUCCAUCGAUUACCACAUGGAUACGGUAUGGUCUCGGACCAAGGAAGGACGUGAUUCGGGCAAACCCAUGAUCGCGCAACAGCUCGACAGGCCACCUCAUCCUGCUCUGUACUUUCCACGUCGGAGCUGCAUUGACGACUUUGAUGGUUGGCUUCCUCGUGAAUGGGGCCAUAGCGACUCCGAUCAGCUCUGGGAAUGGCUUUUGAGUGAAAGCGGAUUCGGGCCCUUGGAUGGUAACGAGAAAUACAGCAAUCUUCCUUCUGAGAAUGCUGAACAUUUGGGUCUCUCUAUGUUUCCAGUCUUUUGA